AUGCUCCAAGGAUCUUACAAUCCAGUCUGGACAGAUAACCCCUUUCAGAUACACAGUGCUCCAUUUGAUCAGGAAUUCAUGACAACGUUCUUGAAGGAGCUAGACUUGAAAAAGAAACAGGAAGUUGGCAAUAUAAGACAUAUAGAACAAGUUGUUAAUGACCUUAAGGCACACACCUCGGCUAGUAAAGCGUCUCUGGCAGGGAAGUUCACCGAACUCCGGUUACUACUUGAUGAAGAGGAAAGGUUGACAAAAAAAUUCAUAAAUGAAAAGACUCAACGGGCCCUCAUGAUGUAUGAUCAGCAGACGGAGUCAUGUCAAGAACGAAUUCAAAUCAUAGAGAGCUUCUCAGACCGAGUCAGGCAGAUCCAGCUGCGAAGUGAUCCCAUUCAGUUAUUACAGGACUACACAGCAUCAGAAAAAGAAAUACAGGAGCAGAGGGCUCCGGCGGAACAGUGGCACCCAGUGCCUAUGUCGUUUGAGCAUGUUAUGAACCAUUACAGGGGCUUCGCAGGAGCUAUUCAGUCCGUUCUGCAGAAACCUUUAGAAGCUCGUCUGAAAGAAGACAUUUUCAGCAGCCUCAAUGCCACUUCAAAGAAGGAACCUGGCGCGUUGCUGAAAACAACAUCUACAGUUGAUCGAUCGUUAUUUUUAAAACAUGCGAGAUCUCCAACCUUGGAAUACGAGAGCCUUCAUCCCAGGUUGAGUUUGUCUGAGGAUCGUCUUACAGUAAGCUGCAGCUGGAGGAGGAAAUUUUACCCUUAUAGCCCCCAGAGAUUUGAUAAAUUAUGGCAAGUCUUGAGCAAAGAUGCUUUCUUCUCUGGGAGCCAUUACUGGGAAGUGGACGUGCUUCACGCUGGACAAGGAUGGUGGAUUGGAGCAGCGUACCCUUCCAUCAAGAGACAUGGAGACGCCGAAACUUGUCGAUUAGGGUGGAACAGAGCAUCCUGGUGUAUAAAAAGGUUUGACCUUGAAUAUUGGGCAUUUCACAAGGGAGAGAGGACCCUGAUCCUGAUCAAUGACGAUCCAGAACGAAUUGGUGUUUUCCUGGAUUACGAGGCUGGCAUCCUUUCGUUCUAUAAUGUAACAGAUGGUAUGGCCCACCUGCAUACGUUCCGCUGCAAGUUCACAGAGCCUCUUUACCCAGCACUUAGGCUGUGGGAAGGUGCAAUAACAAUCUGCAAACUGACUUAAGAAGUGAUGAGACAAAGACAUGAA
Emys orbicularis (European pond turtle) is the source of this 1218-nucleotide messenger RNA. RefSeq names its product tripartite motif containing 14 (gene TRIM14). The record is from RefSeq and is a predicted model, not a curated record. Gene Ontology annotation, molecular function: protein binding. Bases 1 to 1194 code for a protein of 397 amino acids. Gene Ontology annotation, biological process: innate immune response. Lineage: Eukaryota; Metazoa; Chordata; Testudines; Emydidae. The transcript has 6 exons.